UACAUCCAAUUUUCCCCCUCGCUUUGCACUCUCAAUUUAGGGUUUCUCUCCUCCACAAAAGAAGAAAACCCUAACAACAAUGGCAACCGCAGCCCCUGUGGAGUCGGUGCAAUGUUUUGGCCGCAAGAAGACAGCUGUCGCCGUCACAUACUGCAAGCGCGGCCGCGGUCUUAUCAAGAUCAAUGGCUGCCCAAUCGAGUUAGUGGAGCCUGAGAUCCUCCGCUUCAAAGCCUACGAGCCAAUCCUCUUACUCGGAAGACACCGUUUCGCUGGUGUCGACAUCAGGAUUCGCGUGAAGGGAGGAGGACAUACUUCGCAGAUCUAUGCGAUCAGACAGAGCAUUGCUAAGGCGCUCGUGGCAUUUUACCAGAAGUACGUGGACGAGCAGAGCAAGAAGGAGAUCAAGGACAUUCUUGUGAGGUAUGAUAGGACCUUGCUGGUGGCGGAUCCCAGACGGUGCGAGCCCAAGAAGUUUGGUGGUCGUGGUGCCAGAGCUAGGUUCCAGAAGAGUUACCGUUGAACGGAAGAGUUGUUGUUUUAUUGUCUCGGUUUGUUUUUACUUAUCAAAUUUUGGGUAUUUGGACCUCAGAUGGAUAUUAAUGGAAUGAAUUAGUGUUGUUUUGAUGUUCUAAGCGGUUUUGAAUAGUCUUUGUUAUUAUCAUUAUUAUGGAUAAUUUGUUUAAGCUUAAUGGAUGAUUGAAGUUGUUAAUUCA
Messenger RNA from Mangifera indica (mango), 713 nucleotides. Its product is annotated as 40S ribosomal protein S16-like. Gene Ontology annotation, cellular component: cytosolic small ribosomal subunit; ribosome. The record is from RefSeq and is a predicted model, not a curated record. Lineage: Eukaryota; Viridiplantae; Streptophyta; Magnoliopsida; Sapindales; Anacardiaceae. The transcript has a single exon. Gene Ontology annotation, molecular function: structural constituent of ribosome; RNA binding. Gene Ontology annotation, biological process: maturation of SSU-rRNA from tricistronic rRNA transcript (SSU-rRNA, 5.8S rRNA, LSU-rRNA); translation. Bases 80 to 520 code for a protein of 146 amino acids.